Molecule: messenger RNA, 612 nt
Organism: Branchiostoma belcheri (Belcher's lancelet)
Lineage: Eukaryota; Metazoa; Chordata; Leptocardii; Amphioxiformes; Branchiostomatidae
Exons: 4
Coding region: 1-612 (203 amino acids)
Source: RefSeq, a predicted model, not a curated record
AUGACUGGCAGACGCCAUAAUGAGUACGACACCGUCCAAGAACAGCCCGGUGGCGCCCUCUACCGGGAGCAGCACGGUAACUACAGCUGGUCGGGAGGGAGCUACGCACCGCAGAGAACGGAGCAGCGGCAUCGGUCCUUGCAAGCCAGCAAACAGAUGCUGUACGACGUUUACGCACAGAACAUCGGUAUGCUGGAGAAGCUGGAGAAACGAGAAGAGGGCGGCGGGAAAACAGGUGGUCGUCUGGACGGGACCAGACCGUCUCAUCACACCGGCGUUUCCACGAGGAGCGGCUCCUAUGGCUCCUACAGGGAUCCACCGCGGCACGAGACGUCCCGUUGGUCUGGCGAUCGGGAGAGGGAGAGGGCAGACGCCGUGGGACGGACAGGGCGAGGUUUGGGACGGUCAGAUGUGACUUUACCCGACCAGUCUGACAAGACGGAAAGAGAUCUGAAAGCCGUGAUGGAGGGAGAGCUCGCCUGUCUGCAGGCCCAGCUGCGCUUCUGUCCGCCGGAAGUUCGCGAUGAGACCCGGUCCGAGCUCGUGGAGAAAACGCUAGGUUGGAUCGCCGAAAGAGAGGAGAAGCCGCCUCCCGAAGCCUGUAAGACUUAG